Messenger RNA from Fusarium poae, 255 nucleotides. RefSeq lists its product as uncharacterized. Bases 1 to 255 code for a protein of 84 amino acids. Lineage: Eukaryota; Fungi; Ascomycota; Sordariomycetes; Hypocreales; Nectriaceae. The record is from RefSeq and is a predicted model, not a curated record. The transcript is spliced from 2 exons.
AUGCCUUCAUCCAAGGGAAAACCCACUGACCCUGAGCUGCGAGAGGAGUUGAAGGAAGAGAUUAAGCAAGAGCCCAACAAAAGUGGCGGAGGCGAAGGCCAGUGGUCAGCAUGGAAAGGUUCGAAGCUCGCAAAAGAAUACGAAAAGCAAGGCGGUGAUUAUGAGAAUGAAGCUGGAUCUAAGAAUGAACCUAAGAAGGGCGAGCCGCAGCACAAGAGUGAAGGGAAGAAGAGUCGAGAGCUUGAAGAGGAAUGA